AUCCCACCGGUUGGCUCUUGAUAUCUUCGUUUCAUCAGACUCAAGCUCUCGCUCAGAACCUGAAUCCUCUCUCUCUCUCUCUCCUUCGCUUAAAGCCUAGCCAGCCCGCUCUCACUUGAAGACCGUUCCCAACUUCCGGACUCGAAAACUCGUUUCCCAAAAAACAAACCAGUCAAAAUGAAGUUCUUCAGCAUCCUCUCCCUGGCCGUUACCCUCGCCGCCGCGGCCCCAGUCGAAGUCGUCGACACCGGCGUCGCUGACCUCCAGGUCCGUCAGACGGGAGCGACCAGCAACGAGCUCGAGUCCGGCAGCAGCUCCGCCUGCCCCAAGGUCAUCUUCAUCUUUGCCCGCGCUUCCACCGAGCCCGGCAACAUGGGAAUCAGUGCUGGCCCUAUCGUCGGUAAUGCCCUCAAGAGCCGCUAUGGCUCAAGCCAAGUCUGGGUUCAGGGCGUUGGCGGGCCGUACAGCGCCGACCUGGCUUCCAACUUCCUCCCCGAGGGAACCAGCACCGUCGCCAUCAACGAGGCCAAGAGGCUCUUCACCUUGGCGAACACCAAGUGCCCCAACUCCGCCGUAGUCGCUGGCGGAUACAGCCAGGGAACCGCCGUCAUGGCAUCGUCCAUCUCCACUCUGAGCUCGACGAUCCAGAACCAGAUCAAGGGCGUUGUCUUGUUCGGCUACACCAAGAACCUCCAGAACCUCGGCCGCAUUCCCAACUUCCCCUCGUCCAAGCUAUCUGUCUACUGCGAUGUUGCGGAUGCGGUCUGCUACGGCACGCUCUUCAUCCUGCCCGCACACUUCCUCUACCAGACUGACGCGGCCGUUGCCGCCCCUGUGUUCUUGGCUGCUCGCAUCGGUUAAGAAGAUCAAGCACGCAAUCAGAUCCGGAUCGACUAUGAUUCGGACGCACCUGGGUGAAAUCGAGGGGGGUUGAGAGGGAAAAUCGCCAACGCAUCAAUUCCUGUGAGCCAUCGGGCUCGCUUGCUGAAGACGGAGCUUGAAGCGCGGCAACAGAAUGGAAUAUCAAGGGCUUGGGUUGGAUUGCUGGAGCAUGAU
Molecule: messenger RNA, 1056 nt
Organism: Colletotrichum godetiae
Lineage: Eukaryota; Fungi; Ascomycota; Sordariomycetes; Glomerellales; Glomerellaceae
Product: cutinase
Exons: 4
Coding region: 178-861 (227 amino acids)
Biological process (GO): carbohydrate catabolic process
Cellular component (GO): extracellular region
Molecular function (GO): cutinase activity
Source: RefSeq, a predicted model, not a curated record